This is a messenger RNA of Poecile atricapillus (Black-capped chickadee), 2558 nucleotides long. It is a transcript of the gene LHCGR, whose product is annotated as luteinizing hormone/choriogonadotropin receptor. The coding region runs from base 43 to 2226 and encodes 727 amino acids. Gene Ontology annotation, biological process: ovarian follicle development; phospholipase C-activating G protein-coupled receptor signaling pathway; ovulation cycle process. Gene Ontology annotation, cellular component: membrane. Gene Ontology annotation, molecular function: luteinizing hormone receptor activity. The record is from RefSeq and is a predicted model, not a curated record. The transcript has 11 exons. Lineage: Eukaryota; Metazoa; Chordata; Aves; Passeriformes; Paridae.
CAGAGGCGAGCGAGAGGCGGCGGGAGGCGAGCGGGGCCGGCCAUGGUGCCCUCGCUGCUGCUGCUGCUGCUGCCGCUGCUGCUGCUGGCGGGCUGGGCGGGCGCGGGCGGGCGCUGCCCGCUGCGCUGUGCCUGCACGCACGGAGCGCUGCGCUGCCCGCCGCCGCCGCACGGAGCGCAGCCCGCGCCCGCCCGCGCAUCAUUUACUCAUCUCCCUGUAAAAGUAAUCCCAUCCCAUGCAUUUGAAGGACUUCAAGAUGCCUUCAUCAUUGAAAUCUCUCAGAGCGACUCCCUGGAGAGAAUAGAAGCGAGUGCCUUUGACAGCCUUCCCACCUUGUCUGAAAUAUUAAUCCUGAACACAAAAAAUCUGUUGCACAUUGAGGAUGGAGCAUUCAGGAAUCUUCCAAGGCUAAAAUACUUGAGCAUUUGUAACACUGGAAUAAGACAAUUUCCAGACUUGACACAAAUCUUCUCACUGGAAGCUCAUUUUAUUUUGGAGCUCUGUGAUAACUUGCGUAUGACAAUUAUACCACAAAAUGCUUUCCAAGGGAUGAACAAUGAAUCACUGACACUCAAGUUGUAUAAAAAUGGAUUUGAAGAUAUCCACAGCCAUGCCUUCAAUGGGACAAAGCUGAAUCAAUUAAUCCUGAAGGACAACAAGAACCUCAGGCGGAUACACAACGAUGCCCUGAGAGGGGCCACAGGGCCAGAUGUCCUGGAUAUUUCUUCAACAGCGCUGGAGUCCCUGCCUAGUUAUGGGCUUGAGGCCAUUCAGGUCUUAAAUGCAACGUCAUCUUACUCAUUAAAGAGGCUGCCACCACUGGAUAAAUUCAGCAGUCUUCUGGAAGCUGUCCUAACAUAUCCCAGCCACUGCUGUGCUUUUCGAAAUCUAAGGACAGAAAAACAGAAUUUGUUGCUUUCCAUUUUUGACAACUUCUCCAAGGAGUGUGAAAGCACCAUGAGGAAACCUACUAACGAAAUACUAGAGGACUCCAACAACACAUUGCUGUGGUCAGUGGAGAGGAACACGCACCCCUUUGUGACAGAUGAUGAAAGUUCUCCCUACAGCUACUCAACCAUUUUCGAUGACAGCGAAAUGGCCGGCUUUGACUUUGAGUACGACUUUUGUCAGCCUAAAGUCCUCACGUGCACUCCAGAACCAGAUGCCUUUAAUCCCUGCGAAGACAUCCUGGGAUACAGCUUCCUCAGAGUGCUGAUCUGGUUUAUAAACAUCCUCGCCAUCGCCGGCAAUUUCACCGUGCUCCUCGUUCUCCUGACCAGCCACUACAAGCUCACCGUCCCUCGCUUCCUCAUGUGCAACCUCUCCUUCGCCGACUUCUGCAUGGGGCUGUACCUCCUGCUCAUCGCCUCCGUGGACGCCCAGACCAGCGGCCAGUACUACAACCACGCCAUCGACUGGCAGACGGGCAGCGGCUGCAGCACCGCCGGCUUCUUCACGGUGUUUGCCAGCGAGCUGUCGGUGUACACGCUGACGGUGAUCACCGUGGAGCGCUGGCACACCAUCACCUACGCCAUGCAGCUGGACCGCAAGCUGCGGCUGCGGCACGCCGUGCCCAUCAUGCUCGGGGGCUGGCUGUUCUCCAUCGGGAUAGCUGUGCUGCCUCUCUUCGGGGUCAGCAGCUACAUGAAGGUCAGCAUCUGUUUGCCCAUGGAUAUCGAAACGGGCCUGUCCCAAGCCUACAUCCUGCUGAUCUUGGUGCUGAAUGUUGUCGCCUUCAUUGUCAUUUGUGCUUGCUACAUCAAGAUUUACAUCGCCGUGCAGAACCCGGAGCUGGUAGCUGCCAAUAAAGACACCAAGGUCGCCAAGAGAAUGGCAAUACUGAUCUUCACGGAUUUCACCUGCAUGGCCCCCAUCUCGUUUUUUGCCAUAUCUGCUGCCUUCAAAGUUCCUCUCAUCACAGUGACCAACUCCAAGAUCCUGCUGGUUUUAUUUUACCCCGUCAACUCCUGCGCAAACCCCUUUCUCUAUGCGAUUUUCACCAAAACGUUCCGGAGGGAUUUCUUUCUGCUGAUGAGCAAGCUUGGCUGCUGCAAGAGCCGAGCAGAGCUCUACAGGAUGAACUAUUUCUCUGCUUAUAACUACAACUGCAAGAAUGGCGGCGCAGCCACAGCCCCCAGCAAAGCCUCUCAAGCAAUCCUGCUCUUGUCAGCCUUAGAGAAGCCCUAUCCUGCAACACGGGACAAGACAUCUCACAAGGAAAAUUAACCUGGAGUGCCAAGAGAUGCAGCACUUUGCAAAGCCAGUUGUGAUUAUCUUAGUGACUAGGGAUUGUUUUAAAGUAUCUUGAACAUUUCAUAAUAAAUAAAAAUGCCAGUCAGUAAUUCUUAUGCAACAUAACUGUUCUGAAGUUCAAAGUGGUGUUUUCCGUUCUCUUCCUUUGUGGUGAUAGGUGUGGAAGGCGGCUAUUAGGCAAAACUUUUCUGUAUGAGGAACCAGAAGAGUCCAGGAGUAGUCAAGUUGCUCUUGAGGCUAACAGCUACUGCAGUGAUUGUAGCCGGGCUUCUUUUUCUCCAGAUCGGCUUCCCUGGAGUAUUUAA